Molecule: messenger RNA, 3477 nt
Organism: Clupea harengus (Atlantic herring)
Lineage: Eukaryota; Metazoa; Chordata; Actinopteri; Clupeiformes; Clupeidae
Product: protein EURL homolog
Source: RefSeq, a predicted model, not a curated record
UUUUAUUUGUAUUAUUUGACAUUGUUACUGAAAUUAAAGUGCAUGGAUACGCCUUAUCUGACAUAUUUACUAAAGCAUAAUAAUGAAAUAGUUAGGCCACGUACAGUUACACCUUAAAUUCUUUUAAGCAUUGCGGUUUAUAUUGGAUGUAAGCUUUCCUUCUCGCGAAAUGGUUUUUCCCGUUGCAGUUAGUGUGAGGUUUCCACCCUUCGAUCUUCAGUCGACUACUUGUGGCUGCGGGCCUGGUGCGUGCGUUUCCAAUAACAAAAACUGAUGCAUGCGCGUUGUUGAGAACAGGGAAGGAAAAGAUCCAGAGGUGUUUUCAGGCCAACAGUUGGAGUCGUGUAAGGAACACCAUGGAUGAGGAGGAACAGUUUGUGAACAUAGACCUGAAUGAUGACAACAUCUGCAGUGUUUGUAAGCUGGAGACAGACACGGGGACUAUGUCCUUCUGCCACAUCUGUUUCGAGCUCAGCAUUGAAGGUGUUUGUAGUUCCACACUUCUCCACUCCAAGUCGCUUCGUGGUCAUCGGGACUGCUUCGAGAAGUAUCACCUGAUCGCCAACCAGAAGCUCUCCCGGGCCAAGGUCUCGCGCAGCACCUACGAGGGCGUCAAGCGGGCCCUGAGCCAGCGCCUCAGUCGGAUCGUGCAGCUCACCCAGCACCGUGACGGCGACUCGGACUCGCCGGGCCGCAUCGGCUCUCGGCACCAACUGCUCUGCUACAACCAGCCGGGCGACCGCAAGCUGCUGCCCCAGUCCGACACCCAGGUGCCCCGCUACGCCCCCCACUGGGCCGAGGGCCCCGCCUCCCGGGACAACGACUUCGCCAAAGUCAUGCUGGGUUGCCACGCCAACGGGAACCUGGGCCUGGAGCUGCUGCCGGGGGUGUGGGAGGGGGCGGUGGGGACGAUGGACGUCAUAGCACAUCGUAACUCCCAGCCGCCGCAAGGGGACGCCUCGGCCACUCAGCCAGGAAGACACGCAGCACACAGCCAGGAGGAGUUGGUGAAAAUGAGCCUUGAAGAUCUGCAUCACCUGAAUGGGCAGAUGCUGCUUCAGAUCCAAAAAGUGUUUGAGGAGCUGACCACCGCCGUGCAGGAAAAGGACUCCUUGGCGUCCCAGCUGCACGUGAGGCACAUCGCCAUCGAGCAGCUCUUCAAGAACUGUGCUAAACUGCCCUGGCUGCAGAUAGGCAGGGCCGGGGUGAAGGCCAGCAACACGCCAGUGGAGUGAAGAGGCACGCCGAGUCGCCCUUGAGACUUUGUUAAAGGCCUUUACGCUGCCCUGCCCUGCCCUGCCCUCACCUCACCUCUCAGUCCCCGGGGACGCACCUUUUACUGGGGAUGCCCUGAGGACCCACCAGUCCACAUGAGUGUGUGUGUGCUUUCUGGCUGAGGACACGGCCUGAGGUGGUUAUAUGCUGUAUUUAAAGACUUUUUGUUAAAGAAAAGGUUAAAAAAAAGAGCAGAUUCCACGGGUGAUGAGACUUUGAUCGUGUUUUCCAAAGCAAGUUCUUGAGACGUGGAACCAGAGGAGGGACUACCGUUGUACUACCACUAUGCAGAAUUCAGAGUUUUAUCAGAUGAGUUUUCCAUUCGCUAAUGCAGUUGAUAAUGAUUCAUCAUCAUCAUCAUCAUCAUCAUCAUUAUUAUCAUGAGCUAUGAUUUUUAUCAGGGUUCGUUGUUGCAAUAAGGUGUGUUUCUUUUUUUUUUUUUACUAUUUAUUGGCUUUGUGCUCACAUUUGUAGUAUUUUCCUUGGUUACGAGUGCAGAGAAGGGUUCAGCAUCACAAGGUGUGCUGGACCCGAGCCAGGGUUUGCCGUGACUCUCGGACACGAGGAAUUUGCACUUGACUCUGUGUGAUGUGAUCUGCAGAGGGAAAGCUCCAAGUAAACGUCAGAAGUGGUACUGUGGCCAAGCCACCUCUUCGGAAGAGUAAAACCAAAGUGUGGGACUUUCCUAGAGACUCUGGUCAUUUCAGCUUUUUAAGAGUGGUCCCUUAAUGUAUGUUUUCUCAUUUUUCUACACGUGCCGAAGCUUUGUUCAGGGUGGAUGGGUGUAGAAAUCUGCUGGUGCUUAUGUUCGUGGUUUGUUUGUCACCAUGUUUCUGUGUGUUCGCUUUGUAUUGGAGUUGUCACAUGUCAUAUAUUCACUGCUGUGAAAAGCUAAUAGGGAAAAAAAGCACAUUCUGGGCCUUAAUAUUAUAAAGGGACAUGGCAAUAUUAAAUAUGAAAGCUUAUUUGAAUUGGCACCUCUUCCAACCAAAGUCUUCUUGGCAGACUGUUGUCUGUUUUUUUUUCUUUUUCUUUUAAAUGACAUCUAUAAGGCACAAUACCUUUUAGUAGACUAUUUUUUAAAAGCUAGACGGCUCACUGUAUCAUGCUUUCUGGGAGCAUUGUCUGUAUUUUUCGAUACUGUGGAGUGUUUGUUUCCUGUGUGUGUUUUUAAUUUCAGGUUUGCGUUGAACACUGCUAAAGUACUGGUGAACAGUUUUAUUUGCUUUUAGAGUGAGUGUUACUUUUUAAUUUCAGUGUUUUUCAUCAGUUUUCUACUUUAACUUUGACAAUGAAAUUCAUUAUUGAAGACUUUUGUUGCGGCUAUGCAGUCUCCCUUAAGCAAUCUGACUGAACUUAGAAAAUAAACCGUGAGACCCCCCCCCCUCAUGGACGAUAAGCGAAUUACAACUAUUUCAACAUGUAGUUGAGGGGUCCCAUCUCUUGCAUUUAUGCAGUUUUAUUCAAAUCACUGUCAUCUAAAGAGAUAUUUUUAAUCCUUGGAUUUCCGAAUACCAAUGUACCAUCCUCUCUUCAUAAGAGACAAAUUUUACCCCACUAGGGGUUUGUCAUGAACUAUCGUGCUUUGUUUUCUUGUGUGCGUUGUUUUUUUUUUGUUUGUUUGUUUUUUGUGCUUUUAUUUGACUGAAAAUGCAUUUCACUGCAUUUGGUCAGUCUCCUUUAGAGCUGGCAACAUUUAAAACCACAGAGAAAAGGAAAUCUACCAGGCCAUGGAGGGAGGCCAUGUUGUCUGUGAACUAUUCUCCAUCGCACUCCAUUCCUCCUACACUGCUGGUCAACUGUGCAGUACAGUUAACUGCAGUUUAUUUGCUGCAAGAUGAUUCGCCCAGUACUGUUUGUGUCUGGUCUGAUAUUUUGCUAUUUCUGACAGAUACCUGAUUGUGUUGCAGAAGUCUGUGAAACGUCUGUGUGUGUAUCACGGGUUUCUGUUCUGUUUUUGUUUCCUUCAUUUACUCUCGUGUGGAUGCGUGAAUCUCAGUGUGUGUCAUGUUACAUCACGUGUUCCAUUUGAAAGUGUUUCAAGUGUUUCCAGUGUAUCUCCUUGGUUUGUGUGUUGGUCUUUGCUUACAACUGUUUUAUGUUGAACAUGCAAUAAUGUCUUUGUUUAAAGCUCUGUAGGGAAUGACCUGAGUGAUGGUUUGUAUUGGUUUCUUUUAAAUAAAGUUAUUUUCUUAAAAGAUA